This is a messenger RNA of Setaria italica (foxtail millet), 678 nucleotides long. RefSeq names its product probable NAD(P)H dehydrogenase subunit CRR3, chloroplastic. The transcript is spliced from 2 exons. The record is from RefSeq and is a predicted model, not a curated record. Gene Ontology annotation, biological process: photosynthetic electron transport in photosystem I. Gene Ontology annotation, cellular component: NAD(P)H dehydrogenase complex (plastoquinone); chloroplast thylakoid membrane. Lineage: Eukaryota; Viridiplantae; Streptophyta; Magnoliopsida; Poales; Poaceae. Bases 41 to 541 code for a protein of 166 amino acids.
ACGACCAACCCCACGCUGCGCGCUCCCUUCUGGAACACCAAUGGCCUGCCACCUCGGCCUCGCCGGCGCCACCGCCGCCGCCGCCGCCCGCGCCCCUCGCCUCGCCGUGCUCGCCUCCGCCUCCGCGUCCGCCGCUGGAGAGCCUGCGCGCCGCAUCAUCCGCCGCCGUGCGCCGCCGGGUCAGCAGGGUUCAGCCCCCGCGCCCCCCGCCCAACCGUCCGUCGCGGAGGUGCGGCGCGCCAUCGGGGUCGAAGACGCCGCCGCGUCUGCCGCCUCCUCCAGGGAGGAGAAGAACUCCGCGUUCAUGGAGCUAAUCGCCUCCACCCCCAUCGGGCAGCCUGAGAGCGAGCCCGAGCGCCGCCUCCGCGAGGCCGCCGAGUGGGUCGUCGACACCACCGAGACGCGCGCUUGCCAAGGACAGAAGUCUUUCUUAGUGCUAUGCAUGAUGACAUUUCCUGCGUGGUUCUUGCUCAUGUUUAUUGCCCUUGGAGUUAUAAAGUUACCAUUUGAUGUUCCGGGUCUGGAUAAUCUCCUAAUGUAAGGUGUUACUUAUUAUUGUUUCCCUUUUUCUUUUCCAAUUAUACGACAUGUAGACACUGAAAUUGAAAGAAAAGGUAUAUAUUGCAUACUCUUUAAGUUACUUAUGUUGUAAUUUAUAACUAAGUUGUAGUUGCGUAA